GAAGCUUCGGCUUAGCCAACCCCAGCUAAUUUCCCCCUCGGCUUAGAUUUCUGGCAUCUUCUAUUUUUGCCCUUUCUUUUGUUUUCGGGUUUACAGGACGGCUCCAUACCCUCGCCCCUGCUCGGUGCACGCAGGCAGGUGAAAAUGUGAUGGGCGCAUGCCGGACUCGGGUUUUGUCGCGCGCUGUUUCCUUUUCCUGGAUUCUUCUUCCGGGAUACCCUUUUUCGAAGCGCCGGCGUUUGUGUGGGUCUAUCUUGCCUUUUUCGCGGAUUAAUCGAAAACCGAAUCGACGACAUAGUGUUAAGCGGCUAGGUCGGUCGGUCAGGUGUGCCUGUAGAACGAUAUCGAAGCAGAUUGUUGCGAAAACAGAAGCACAACAACAACAAACGGUUGCCUGCUUGCAUAUCAGCGGGCUGGGACACUGCAGUUUUACAACGGCUGUAAAUUAUAUGGGAACCUUGAUGGCGUUUCCUGGGCUAGUACUUGAGAGAUGUUGCGUUGCUGUUGGAAGAGUUGGUUUUGCAAGAGAUGUGCGUGUGUGUGUGUGUACAAUACCCUGGUUAUUCCAUCUCCUCUCCUGAUAACGCGAUCUGGGUGGUUUGUGUAAAACGGAUCAGCUAGAUCGUCAGCGAAUGAGACAAAAAAUGUAAUUAUAUCUGAUUGCCCCUGGUGAUUGUGAUGAAAUGUGAUUUAACUUUGAACGAUUUUGGAGAUGAGUAUCUUCUCAUGUCGGCCACGGGUACUUUAUACUGCCUGUUCGAAAAUCAGUAGCUGGAGUAUCCCGUCGUCACACUUCGCUGUAGGAUUCAUCAUAGAAACCCGUACCCUGCGUGAGGAGU
Mytilinidion resinicola is the source of this 839-nucleotide messenger RNA. RefSeq lists its product as uncharacterized. The record is from RefSeq and is a predicted model, not a curated record. Lineage: Eukaryota; Fungi; Ascomycota; Dothideomycetes; Mytilinidiales; Mytilinidiaceae. Bases 150 to 581 code for a protein of 143 amino acids. The transcript has a single exon.